CUAUGACUACAAAUAAUGGCAGUAGGUAAACAAUUAUCAAAUCGUUUUUUUUUAUUUUACUUAUUCAAUAGAAAAAGUAUUUUAUUCAAUUUUAUCCAAAAUGUUCUGCGAGAAAAAAAAAUCGAAAAAAAAGAUAAAAGUUAAGUGUCAACCUCAGUUACACCCUAAAGACCAAUGGAUUCCAAUCGGAACAGGAAAUUAUUAUAAAGGAAAAUGGAAUCAUAGAACGAUGUCUGGAGAUGGAAUUUACGUUAUGCAAAAUGGAGCUGUUUAUGAGGGAAAUUUUGACGAUGGAUUGUUUCACGGAGAUGGAUCUAUGUACUAUCCAUCAGGAUCCCGAAUUGAAGGAGUUUGGGAAAAAGGAAAAUGCGUACAACAAAAUUACAUAUUCAGUGACGGUCUCCGAUUUCAGCAAAAUAAUUGGCAGUACUGUAAGGUGCCCGACAGAAGAUUUGCCAUUGAACAUGUUAAUGGUUUUGAAUCAGCCGCUCGGAGUAACAUUACCAAUCGACAGCCCACGAUCGCAGUGCCAAACGGAGCAUAUGACGCGGGUGAUGGAUUUUAUUGGCCGCUUACGAACACUGUACACGAUUACUGGACAAGUGAGUUAAUUAGGGUUCCAACGAUAGAAUGCAGUAAUUGGAUUAUUCAAAACUGUCAUCGAGGUGGCAAAAGAGUGGUAGGUUUUCAACCAGAAUUUUACAAAAAUUGGUAUAGUACAACAGGAGAAAAUGAAGGAGAAUCUACAGCUGCAGAUAACAAAUCUUCCAGGCAAUUCAUUCACGACCACCAAUCUGUUAUGGCCGAAAUUAAAUCAGUUCCUUGGUUCGAUUUAUCUUUACAAAGUAUUAUACAGUCGUCACAAGAACCAUUACUGUUGGAUCAAUUUUCAUCGUCAUCAUCAUCGUCCGAGGACAGUUUUCAACUAAGCCGUUGCCAAAGAACCUUGGAGUUGACUAAAAAAGUGGAUGAAAAUUUUAAUUAACAUAUUAAUAAUUGUAGAAUCAUUACAGACGAUGAUGCAUAAAAAUAGAAAUCAUACAUAAAAUAUUUAAGAUGAUUUGAAUAAUUGUCCAUGAUUUUACAACUCGAGACAUAAAAGUUUCAACAUUUGAAAUAUCGAUUAGUAUGAUUUAUUAAAACCGUGUUUUGAAUUU
Messenger RNA from Aphis gossypii (cotton aphid), 1157 nucleotides. Its product is annotated as MORN repeat-containing protein 5-like. NCBI's taxonomy places the organism in Eukaryota, Metazoa, Arthropoda, Insecta, Hemiptera, Aphididae. Bases 101 to 985 code for a protein of 294 amino acids. The transcript has 5 exons. The record is from RefSeq and is a predicted model, not a curated record.